UGAUACGAUAGCUUCUCAAGUGGACAUCUACAGGGAGACCACCACAGGGAGACCACCUGCUUUUGUGGUGUAAAGCGUGGAUCAUCAGGCUCAUAGUGCUUCUUGACGUCGCAAGCCCUACUCAACACGUUAUGGCUGCCGUGCCUCCGGUUGCGAACCCACUGGGCCCGCCCAAACGACAUCGAGGCAAUAGAUUGGGAGAGAGACGAUUACAGCGAGAUGGGAGUUCGCGAGAUGCGAGUGAAGAGGACAACGACGAAGCCGCGUCAGACGUCGGAUCACUCAUGUCUAUCCCUGCACCUCCUGAAGGAAAUUCAACGACGGCUCCAGGGACACUUCCCUCGUCAUCAGCAUCGCCUCGACCUGGUCCUCCUCAAGCUUUACCCAUACCCAUUCAACUGAUGAAUCAAGGUCAAGCAUCUCAUUCUCAUAGUGCUCGUCGUGGUUCUGCUCCACAUGCGAUCGCUCGAAGAGUCGAAGAGGUAUCUGGGGAGGAGCUCAGUGGUCUGGACUCACCAACAUAUGACGGUGAUGUUGAAUCUGCCUCGACGGUAGGCGGAACACCUGUACACCAUUCUGUCCUCUCGAGUCACCAAUAUCAUCAUCAACGCCAGACCUCUUCCCCCAUCGCAGGCAUGCCCGCGGACGCACCCGGUCAAUCCACGUUAUCGCCGUACGGUCAAAAGGUGCCCACGCCUAAAGCUUCACGCGUGAAUCUAGUGGACGAACCAGAGUACACGGCAAUCGGAAUCGACUCAUUCGGUCGAAGUCCACCAUUCGUCCCUCCUUCCGACGUCCCUGUGGCUCGAUCCGACUCUCUCGCAGAAGCCACAAAAUCUCAAACAUUACCGCUCAGUCGUAAACCCUCUAGAUCGAUGGGACCUCCCAAGAUGAUGACGAGACCCAAAGAGCUGCCCAUAGAAGACAUCAGAGCUUUUGUCCAGCGGGCAAUCGAUGGCAAAGGAGAAGAGGAUGGCAUCCAGCGCUGGUGGAAAACAAAAGCGCCAGAGGAGGGACGUGUGGUCAGAGUUUACGCAGAUGGCGUGUAUGACCUGUUCCAUUUUGGUCACGCACUCCAACUCCGACAGUGUAAAUUGUCUUUUCCCCGCGUCCAUCUCCUCGUCGGAGUCUGCUCCGACGAUCUCUGCGCGACGCACAAAUCAGCGCCUGUCAUGACUCACGCUGAACGAUGUGAAGCCAUCCGACACUGUCGAUGGGCGGACGAAGUCUUACCGGAUGCUCCUUGGGUCGUCACUCAAGAAUGGAUGGACAAACAUCAGAUUGAUUAUAUUGCGCACGAUGAGGAAUUAUACCCGAGUAAAGACUACGAUGAUGUUUAUGAAUUCGCCAAGGAGCAGGGCGCAUUCGUCCCCACUCGCAGGACGCCCGCCAUAUCCACCUCUGACCUCCUGGAACGUAUCGUUAGAGGGUACAGGGAUGGCUUUUUUGAUUCCAAGUUGGAAAAGAAUGGAUUGUCAGAACUCAUGGCCUCGGACGUCGAUUGGGAUAGCAGUCCAAGCCGGAGUAGAGCCCAGUCGAAAGAAGGAAGAAAAAGGGACCUUUUGGAGAUCGCAACGACCCAUGCGGCGAUAGAGCAGCUAUGAUCGAGGGGAGUGGCCAAACAGCCCUCGGUUCGAUAAUUUGAAGGCAGACUGACGCAGUGGGGACCCAAGUGUAACAGUAGACGCACUGCACAGGAUAUUUCUGUGCCGAAAUGCAACAUGAUAGAUACAUG
Molecule: messenger RNA, 1735 nt
Organism: Kockovaella imperatae
Lineage: Eukaryota; Fungi; Basidiomycota; Tremellomycetes; Tremellales; Cuniculitremaceae
Exons: 5
Coding region: 132-1604 (490 amino acids)
Biological process (GO): CDP-choline pathway
Cellular component (GO): nuclear envelope
Molecular function (GO): phosphatidylcholine binding; choline-phosphate cytidylyltransferase activity
Source: RefSeq, a predicted model, not a curated record